Messenger RNA from Manacus vitellinus (golden-collared manakin), 634 nucleotides. It is a transcript of the gene LYPD6B, whose product is annotated as LY6/PLAUR domain containing 6B. The record is from RefSeq and is a predicted model, not a curated record. The transcript is spliced from 5 exons. The coding region runs from base 125 to 634 and encodes 169 amino acids. NCBI's taxonomy places the organism in Eukaryota, Metazoa, Chordata, Aves, Passeriformes, Pipridae. Gene Ontology annotation, molecular function: acetylcholine receptor regulator activity.
ACUUAAUGCUUUAGAUUCUGGGCUGUAAUCAGAAGAAAUCUGGACCAUCCUACAGAAAAUCGUGUUGGAGGUGCACUGGGAGCAGAGGGCUGACUUUGGCUUUCCAUGUGCAAUAAUCCUCAGCAUGUCCUUGUUCCAUCCCACUCUGGCCGGGGCCUUUCUGCUACUCUUCCUCCUUCCAGGAAUUUGGGUUUCAGCUGAGAACAUCAACUUUUACGACGUGAGGCCUCCCCUGGACCCCACCCCGUUUCCAGAGAGUUUUAAGUGCUUUACCUGUGAGAAUGCAGAGGACAAUUACAGCUGUAACAGAUGGGCUGAAGAUCGAUGGUGCCCUGAAAGCACUCAGUACUGCUUGACAGUUCAUCUCUUCACGGACCACGGGAAGAGCAUGUCAGUCACCAAAAAAUGUGCCACGGGGGAGGAAUGUCACCUCGUCGGCUGCCACCGGCACGGAAAGAGUGGCCACACAGAAUGUGUUUCCUGCUGUGAGGGCAUGAUCUGCAACGUGGAGAUCCCAACCAACGACACCAACGCCGUGUUCGCCGUCCUGCCCGCCCGGAGGACGUCGGGUGGCAGCAGGAGGACAGUCAGCGUGGCAGUGCUGGUGUCAGCCGUGAUGGUCACCCUGUCCUGA